GUGGGACAAAAAUUGGUAGGCCUGGAAGGAGAUGCUGAAAAUGGUUUUCUUCCAAACAUCCCUUUUAUCCCACUUUGAUACGCAGCAUUCUGGAUACGAAUGGCAGCAGCAGCAAUGAAACGGGUGAUAUCAAACGCAGCUGUCUGGAGACAUUUAUCUCCAAUCCAUGGAGCUUUAUAUUGUGUUUGCCGUAAAUCUACAUAUUCUCCUCUUCUGGAUUACUAUAAUUGCAAAGUAGAACUUGCUUUGACAUCGGAUGGCAGGACCAUAAUAUGUUAUCACCCUUCCAUGGAUAUUCUGUAUGAACAUACCAAACCUAUCCCUCGACCAGAUCCUGUGCUUAAUAAUGAAGAAACACAUGAUCAAGUGCUGAAAACCAGACUGCAAGGAAAAAGUGAGCACUCUGAGCAGGGACCCAUGGUGGAGCAACUUAGCAAGAUGUUCUUCACUACUAAGCACCGUUGGUAUCCUCAGGGACAUUAUCACAGACGUCGUGAGAAGCUAGAUCCUCCCAAGGACAGGUGCUGCUGA
Molecule: messenger RNA, 531 nt
Organism: Ochotona curzoniae (black-lipped pika)
Lineage: Eukaryota; Metazoa; Chordata; Mammalia; Lagomorpha; Ochotonidae
Product: 39S ribosomal protein L42, mitochondrial-like
Exons: 1
Coding region: 100-531 (143 amino acids)
Cellular component (GO): mitochondrial large ribosomal subunit
Source: RefSeq, a predicted model, not a curated record